Molecule: messenger RNA, 2761 nt
Organism: Cyprinus carpio (common carp)
Lineage: Eukaryota; Metazoa; Chordata; Actinopteri; Cypriniformes; Cyprinidae
Product: intercellular adhesion molecule 5
Biological process (GO): cell adhesion
Molecular function (GO): integrin binding
Source: RefSeq, a predicted model, not a curated record
UAUAGUUUAGACGUUUAACCAACUAUGACGACUUAAGCUGCUGAGAAACCCGGAAAUGUGAAAAAGCUCCAUUACACAAUUUUAAAUUUUUGACAUUAUUGUUUAUAACGUCAGUAAUCUAGUAUAUCUGAUUUGUUUGUCACCCUGUAACAACAUUUUUAGAAGGAAUUUAGCAUACUGUAUUCACUGCACAGAGCAGCUUUUUCAAUUCUUCUGUACUCUGUGUGAAUGAGAGUUGAGCACAAGAGGAGUACACAGACUGCAGAGGGCACCAGCUACUGAGGGGAGCAUCUCAUUUUCCUGGUCCCCCUCCCCUGAAAUCUUAGUUUUCUUCUUCUUCUUCAUGUAAAACCUUUUUUAUACAGUCUAUGUGUAAAACCUCCUUUUGGCUAGCGGUGGCCCUACAGGAUGUUAUGGACAACACAAGAAAAUUAUAAACAAAUAUAAACUUUGACUUCUUUGUAUUUGAAUUCUUUCUCAGUGUUCAUUGUUCUAAUUUUGCUCAGUUUAAGUUUGUUGAGGGAAAUGUGCUUUGUGAGUAUCAGUGGAAACUGAUAUUUCUCAUAGUCAGUGUCACUCAAAGUGUUACAGAAUAAGCCUCCAACCAGACAAGAGUGUGACUGAGCCAUAAGUCACACGACUUGUGGGUGGGCUCUUUUGACUUAUGCCAGUAAACAACCACAGUGAACACCCGAGCCUAAAAACAAAACUAGUUCACUUUUUAAUGUUUGACCAAUGUGACAAUUUUAAGAACCUUAACAAAUUAUUCGCAUCUGGAUGCUGUAUGAAUGUGCUGUAUGAAUUACUGUGGUGUUGUAUCACACCCAAGGAAGUAAUAUGGAAGGAAGUACAUACUUUAGGGGAACACAUCAAUUCUAAUCCUUAUGCUUUUUAAAUGAAGUCUUCUUUGUGUCACUUUUAUGUGUUUAACACAGUGACCUGUGCAACUUCAGUCUGCCAGUGAGUGAGUGUUGGCAUAGAAACCUUGCUGCAGUGAAGCAUUUUAAGACAGCUAGCUGGAACUCAGUAGCUCUUGACUAACAUAAACGAAUGUAAAUGCUAUGCAUAAACAGUGACAUCUCCGUGGCACGUGUCAGCAGAAAUAAUGAACAUUAACUGUGUGCAGUCAGUUAAAAUAUAGUUUAUAUGUAAUGUAUGUUGUGAUCCCCAAAAAACAAUAAACAUGAGCCAUUAAACUAUUUAUUGCAAUUUGGCCACUGUAAGUUGAAUGCCAGAUACAGUUUUAAAAUUAAACGGACAUUCUAAUGUGUUAAUGCUUCAGUACACUAGACACCAAUGUGAUAUAAAAAGUUAUUUUCACAAGAUACAUAAGAGAGGAUGAGAAAUAUUAAAGUGCAAGCAGAGGGAGAGCUGAUUUUAAUGAGACCCACUACAAUCCCCUUCCAGGCCCUUCAGUACAAGGCUUUUGUUGGCUGUCACUGUUCAGUUUUUAGUUGCCAAGCAGGACCGUGUCGGAAUUCCUCUUGCCUCUGUGAGCGGACUCUAGCAGAUUUCAACCAUUUUCAUCAAAAUGAAAAACAAUCUCUUAUGCUUUCUCGGUCUGUCCAUUAUCGGAAUAGUGUCAGGUGACAGUUGCUCGCUAGAGAUAUCUCCCUCCAGAGCAGUGGUGAAAUUUGGGGAUCCGGUGUUGGUUAGCUGUGUGGCCUCUCGCCCAGUACGUGUGCUGGGAUGGGAAUCGGUCAUUGCCGCAUCGCACACUCAGAAUGACCUCAGUGUUCAGUGGCGGGUGGACAGUUUGACUGACUGGAUUGAGGAGCCAAUCUGCUAUGGUGUUUUUUUCACUGCACCCAGACAGUGUGAGGAAAAACUCAACCUUGUUCUGUACAAGAAACCAGACAGUGUGUCCAUAAGUUUAGUGAAUCACAGCAGUCCAGUGGCGGAAGGAAGAGAGUACCAUCUACAGUGUGAGGUGCAGAACGUCGCACCUGUCCAAUACCUUGUUUUACGAUGGUACCGAGGAAAAACUGAGGUUUACAAUCACUCAUUCUCAGAGUUAACCCCUGCAACACCAGUCCAGGUGUCCUCCACCUUGCUGAUUGUCCCACACAGAGCUGAUAAUGGUGCUCAGUACAGGUGUGAAGCAGAGCUGCAGCUGGGAGCAGAAGGACCUCAACCUCCUCCAACAGCUCAGUCUGAAGUUCUCAACGUUGCUGUUCAAUACCCGCCUGACUUCCGCAGUCCAGAGGAAGAGAUACUGGACAUCAGCGAGGAUAGUGAAAUAGUGCUGGAUUGUACUGCGGAGGGUAACCCACCUCCUGUGUAUAUCUGGACCUCCUCAAACCUUCAGGAGCAGGCUGAUAAUCAGCCUGUUUUGAGAGCUGCAUCCUUGGGCCCAGGUGUAUAUACAUGCACAGCGUCCAAUAUCCUGGGGAAAAAGAGCAAACAGUUUGUCAUCAAGCACAAAUCCAAAGGUGUUUAAGUCCAGAGACCUUGAGAACGAACCGAAGAUAUAUAGUUCCAGAUUGUACGCUCAGGACUUUCUGGACGUGGGAGAUCAAAAUCUAGCUUGGCUCUUUGUUACAUUUUAGAUGUUUUUAGGGGACUCUCUUUUCAGGGGUUAUGAACUGUUAAAUAUGAGAGUCAAACCUAAGUGUAAAAUCUAUCCUAGUAAGCUUUAUUCAUUUUAACAAAGCAUUUGUGUGUUCCAUGACACACUGAGAUGGCUUUGACAUUUUAAUGUUUUUGUAGAUAUUUACUCACCCAAUAAUAAUAAUAAUAAAGAUUAAUACAGUACAAAAGA